AAAAAAGAAAGAAGAAGGGAAAAAAAAAAAAAACUUGAUUUACAUAUGAUUUAAUCUUCAAACACAGAUAAAAGAUCAAUAUAAAACACAACAUUUAUUGCCAAGUUUUGUAAAGGAGAUGUGUAUAUCCAAAGUCGUUAAAUUAUUUCCUUACAUGUCAUGAACUUAGAUUAUAAUAUUAAUAAAUAAAUACACGUAUAUAACAUGAAUAAAUUGAUGUUACUCUUUAACAAAUCAUGAUAUGUUCCUUUUUCAAAAUUGGCUUGGUCCUCCACCAUUUGUUUGAACUUAACUUGCUUAAAUCUUGAUAUGAAAUUCUCUUGUAGCGAGGAAGUUUGCUAAAGAAAAAGCCUAAUUCAACAUUUAAAAAGGAAUCUAAUGUACACUUCCAUACGAACUUCUGCAGUCUCAAAUGAAAAUAUAGGCUCCUCUUAAAACCUUUCCAACUUUGAAAGUGUUCAUAUAUGGCAAGAGUGCUCAUGAUAGAAUUAUGUUGUACAAAAUAUGAAUGCAAAAGAAAAGACAAGUUGAAAAGCAAAGAAAGAUUUACAUUCCACAACCAUAAAAAGAAAAAAGAAAAUCAUUGUUGGAAUUAUCAUUCAUGACCAGGUACGCACGUGAGAAGAGCACAAAAUAAUGUUUAAUAGAACAAUAAAAAAAGAAAAAAAACGAAAAUUCCUUUCUCCAUUGGGAAGUUCACUGCCUCUCUCUCUCUCCGUCCCUGUUAACUUGCCUGGAAAAUUUAAUAACAGAAAAACCGAUGCAGCCUCCACACUUCACUCACUGUCAAAACCAAAUGGUGUGAAAUGGCAGUGGCUUCCAAUUCCCCAACCCAGAAGAAGCGUUACACUGUCACCGCUCUUGUCUUCAUCACCCUCUUUCUCUUCACCAUCUUCCUCUUCAGCAAACGAGCUCUUGAGCCUUCUCUCUCUCUCUACAAAAAUCCCUUUCCCCAAAUCCCCUCUUCUUCUUCUUCUUCCUCGCUUCCAAAUUCCAACCUCUCCCUGCCCAACUCCACAUCUACAGAAAGAGUAGCAGUGGACCCACCUUCUUCUUCAGGCAGUAAUUACCAACUGCCCUUGCUCCAUUCUAUCUCUGCACAGCCAUUGGACCCACCAACCCAACAACCCGUUUCAUCCAAUUCACAAACUGAAGAGCCAACGGAGUUCAAUGAUGAAACUGAGCAAGACCCAGGUCGUGAAAAUGAAACCCCAUUUGGUGAAAUGGGUGAAACUGGGUGUGAUUUGUAUCUGGGGACUUGGGUGAAGGAUGAGCAUUACCCGCUUUAUAAACCCAGUUCUUGCCCUUAUGUUGAUGAAGCUUUUGAUUGCCAAAGCAAUGGGAGGAGUGACUCUGAGUAUCUCAAAUGGCGGUGGAAGCCUGAGGGAUGUGAUCUUCCAAGGUUUAAUGCAACAGACUUCUUGGUGAGACUACGUGGUAAAAGAUUGAUGCUGGUAGGAGAUUCCAUGAACCGGAACCAGUUCGAGUCAAUCCUUUGCCUCCUCCGCGAAGGCUUGCAUAAUAAGAGCAGAAUGCAUGAAAUUCACGGCCACAAAAUAACUAAGGGGAGAGGCUACUAUGUUUUUAAAUUCGAGGACUAUGACUGUACAGUGGAAUUUGUGAGGUCACAUUUCCUCGUAAAGGAAGGAGUCCGCCUUAAUGGUCAAGGGAGUUCAAAUCCAACUCUUUCGAUAGAUCAAAUUGAUAAGACAGCUAAACGUUGGAAAAGAGCUGACAUUCUUGUCUUUAAUACUGGCCAUUGGUGGACUCAUGGAAAGACUGCUCGUGGGAAAAACUACUAUAAAGAGGGAGAUUAUCUUUAUCCAAAGUUUGAUGCAUCGGAGGCCUAUAGAAGGGCUCUGAGGACCUGGGCUAGCUGGAUUGAUCGUAAUGUUAAUCCAUCAAAGCAGUUGAUCUUCUAUCGUGGGUACUCUUCUGCCCAUUUCAGAGGAGGAGAUUGGGAUUCAGGUGGAUCAUGCAAUGGGGAAAAAGAACCAGUCUUAAGUGGGGCCAUACUUGAUAACUAUCCUUUGAAAAUGAAGAUAGUGGAUGAAGUAAUCAAAGAAAUGCGGGUUCCUGUGAAACUUUUGAAUGUGACAAGGUUGACCAAUUUCCGCAAGGAUGGCCAUCCAUCAAUCUACGGAAAGAAUGCAACUGCUGGCAAAAAAGUUUCCACAAGGAAGCAAGACUGUAGCCAUUGGUGCCUUCCUGGGGUCCCUGAUGCCUGGAAUGAGCUUAUCUAUGCCACCUUGGUUAUUCAGCAGACCAAGUCAAAGAGUAAAAAUUCAUAGCCCUUUCCCAGUUUACCACUGAGCAUUUACUAAUGACAAUAUGGACAUAAGAUAUCUGAAUUCUCUUUACAUGACCAAGAAGCUGUCAAACCUCUUGGCGGAACUCACCCGUACAAAACCGGCUUAUAAGAAAAGGGUGUCCGGGUGUUUAUGGAUGAGAGAUUAUGUUAACACUCUGUUGGGCGCUCGGUUUUAGGCCAACCCAUGUCUAAGAUACACCUGCUCUGCUCUGGCACCGUGUUAAACUUGUAAGAAGUAUCAUUAUCGAUAAUCCGCAUACAAGGAAAGAGUGCUCAUGGUGAGAUUGUGCUAACAAAAGCUUGUGAUCAUCUUAAGUCGUGCACCUUUUUAUUUUCUAUUUAUUAUUUUUUGGUUCACUUUUAUUUUUCCGUUUAUUUCGGGUCAAAGAAUAGAUGCCCCAUAAUGAGUAAUUUUGUAAUGAUUGCCAAUGAGUUAAGGUAUUUCUAGGUCUUCAUUCUUCA
Prunus persica (peach) is the source of this 2773-nucleotide messenger RNA. Its product is annotated as protein trichome birefringence-like 5. Gene Ontology annotation, cellular component: Golgi apparatus. The coding region runs from base 807 to 2291 and encodes 494 amino acids. Gene Ontology annotation, molecular function: O-acetyltransferase activity. NCBI's taxonomy places the organism in Eukaryota, Viridiplantae, Streptophyta, Magnoliopsida, Rosales, Rosaceae. The transcript is spliced from 5 exons. The record is from RefSeq and is a predicted model, not a curated record.